Theobroma cacao (cacao) is the source of this 1585-nucleotide messenger RNA. It is a transcript of the gene BAN, whose product is annotated as NAD(P)-binding Rossmann-fold superfamily protein. The record is from RefSeq and is a predicted model, not a curated record. Gene Ontology annotation, molecular function: oxidoreductase activity, acting on the CH-OH group of donors, NAD or NADP as acceptor; anthocyanidin reductase activity. NCBI's taxonomy places the organism in Eukaryota, Viridiplantae, Streptophyta, Magnoliopsida, Malvales, Malvaceae.
GUGGGUACUGACUGGCUACCCCUUGUAGUAGCAGUUUGGGGAGUCGAGUCACACCACCGAUGGUUUGAAAGACUUUUUGAGUCGUUGGUAUGCACAAGGGCACGUGCUCACCUUCUCCAUCUAAAAAUCUACUCAAGCCCUGGGUAAGUGCCCAUCGUCUAUAAAACAAUAAUGCAAUAAGUUUAUUCCACCUAUGCAUCUUUGUCUGAACGGUUGAAGGGUUCAAAACAAGCCCAAAAAAUCGAAACGGAAAAGCAAAAGUAAGGUACCCGGUCAAGAAAAGGAAUAUAGUCAUUGAAGCCAUGGCCAGCCAGACCGUAGGCAAAAAGACCGCUUGUGUCGUAGGUGGCACCGGAUACGUUGCAUCUUUGUUGGUCAAGCUGUUGCUUGAGAAGGGCUACGCUGUUAACACUACUGUCAGGGACCCAGACAACCAGAAAAAGAUCCCUCACCUCGUAACACUACAAAAGCUAGGAGACUUGAAAAUCUUUCGAGCAGAUUUGACUGAUGAAGGCAGCUUUGAUGUCCCCAUAGCUGGUUGUGACCUUGUCUUCCAUGUUGCAACACCCGUCAAUUUUGCUUCUCAAGAUCCUGAGAAUGACAUGAUCAAACCAGCAAUCCAGGGAGUGCUGAACGUUUUGAAAGCUUGUGCCAAAGCAAAAACAGUCAAACGGGUCGUCUUGACUUCUUCAGCCGCAGCUGUGUCUAUCAACACACUCGAGGGGACAGAUCUGGUCCUGACUGAGAAAGACUGGACCGACGUUGAGUUCUUAUCGUCGGCAAAGCCACCAACUUGGGGGUACCCUGCAUCCAAGACAUUGGCUGAAAAGGCAGCAUGGAAAUUUGCUCAAGAAAACAACAUCGAUCUCAUCACGGUCAUCCCUUCUCUCAUGACCGGUCCUUCUCUCACCCCAGACGUGCCCAGCAGCAUUGGCCUUGCCACAUCUUUGCUUUCAGGCAACGAAUUCCUUGUAAAUGCUUUGAAAGGUAUGCAAAUGUUGUCAGGUUCAAUCUCUAUCACUCAUGUGGAGGACGUCUGUCGGGCCCAUGUUUUUCUGGCAGAAAAAGAAUCUGCAUCCGGCCGAUAUAUAUGCUGUGCUGUCAAUUCCAGUGUUCCUGAGCUUGCUAAGUUCCUCAACCAAAGAUACCCUGAGUUCAAAGUCCCUACUGAUUUUGGAGAUUUCCCCUCUAAAGCCAAGUUGAUCAUUUCCUCGGAUAAGCUUAUUAAUGAAGGAUUCAGCUUUAAGUUUGGGAUUGAGGAAAUCUACGACCAAACUGUAGAAUACAUGAACGCUAAGGGGCUGCUCAAGUGAAGAGUCCGCCUAACAUUGUCCCUAAUGACUGUGAUGUUUGGUUGCUUAAGAUGUAUGCUGUCUUUUGUUAUAUUAUCCUAAUAACUUGAUGUUCUGCAAAUCAAGCAAAUACCAUAUGGCGAAUAUCAUUUGCUUUCCCAAAAGAAAAAGAAAAAAAAAAAAGAAAUCCAAAGUAUCCUAUUUAGUAUUGGAAGACCAAAAAUCAAAUCACCAACUGAAUCAUGGAAUGGGUUCUUGUGUACUUAUCAAAUGACUAUCAUACUUUCCUUCUG